UUCAGCUCCGUUUGGUAACUUUUGUUUACGUGCACGUUGUUUUCGUGAUGCUGUGAAGCACCAUUCAAAAACGAAAAGUCAACAGAUUUUCCUACAAGACAUAAAUAUGAGUUUCAAAACUGCAGCUGUUUGGACAGUGUUUUUAUGCAUUUCUGCAUUUCAAAUCGAUGCAAACAGAAGGCAAGAAUCUGAUUUUAACAUAGUGAAUGAACGACAAAUGCAGGGUCUUCCCACACAGCCUAAUAUGCCAGGAAUGGACAACAUGCCUACGCAGCCGAAUAUGCCGGGUAUGCCUGACAUGGAAAAUGUUCCAACGCAACCCAGUAUGCCGGGAAUGCCAGGCUUACCUUCUUCACGACAUUUCCAAUCCAGACGACGUGCACGUGUUAAUCCAACUAUCCCUGGGAUGCCAGGAAUGCCAGGUGGUCCUGACAUGCCUUCAUUUCCAGAAAAGCCAAAUAAUAAUACAAGUAAUGUAACACAGUCAGAAAUCCCUGGUGUCGUUAUUCCAGCUCAUUCAAACAACGUCGUGUACAUAAGAAAUGACUAAACUUUUCUGGUGUUUGUAAACAAUGUAAUGUAGCAAAGCAUAUAUUUUGAAAAUAUCAGUCCUUUAUUAAAACUGUUAGUCUGCUAACCUGAAACGUUCAAGAUUCCAGCGUACUCUUCAGACUGACCUAUUAAUACUAUAUCAUUGAGCAUUAUGGAUUUUCUUUGUGGAUAAAUUAAAAAUGAAAUAUUAUUGUAGUGUGUCUUCUUCAAAUAAAAAUAAGGUAUUAUCUUAAAA
Messenger RNA from Stegodyphus dumicola, 787 nucleotides. RefSeq lists its product as uncharacterized. The record is from RefSeq and is a predicted model, not a curated record. NCBI's taxonomy places the organism in Eukaryota, Metazoa, Arthropoda, Arachnida, Araneae, Eresidae.